Messenger RNA from Oikopleura dioica, 825 nucleotides. NCBI's taxonomy places the organism in Eukaryota, Metazoa, Chordata, Appendicularia, Copelata, Oikopleuridae. The record is from the annotation of a GenBank genome assembly.
AUGGCCGAGAUAAGCGAGAAAAGAAGGAGAAUAGAAGCAGAAAAUGCACUGACAGAAUUGCAAAUUGAAUAUACAAAUUUGGUCAUUCAGCACGAGUUGGUCAAAAAAGCACUCAAUAAUGCGGAAAAACUUUUGGCUGAAGACAACGAGGAAUAUUUUUCAGAUUUGAGCUACUCUGACUCCGAGGGCGCAACGACUCAAUAUGAGCGGCUGAGAGCUGAAUUUCACGAGCUAAAGACGGAAUUUGAAGACCAACAAGAAGCGUUUCAAAAAUACCGAGAAGAUACCGAGCAAGAUUUCGCCAUCGAGCAAGAUCAAAAAGAGCGAAUGGAAAAACUUGAAGAAGAUCUUUUAUGCUCUCAAAAUCAAAACAGAGAAUUGAGAUCAAGAUUGCAUAAUCUUCAGGAUCGUUCAGAAAAUGAAAAAUUUUACAAAGAAAGAUUCAAAGAAGUGACUGAAGACCUCAUCAGAUCAAAGAGCAUCAUCGAAGUAGAAAAGCGAAACAACACGAUUCUCAGCUCUAAGAUUGAAAUUCUCAAAAAUGUCAAACAUGAGUGUCUCUGCGACUGCUGCGAAUAUGACGAGGAUCAUCAAAGAGACAAAAAAGAACUGUCUGAAAAUACGCUGCAAAAUUCGCUUUUGAAAAUCGAGGAUCUUUCGCUGCAACUGAAAAUGGCGAAUGUAGAAUCAGAAGCUCUUCGUGAAGAGGUCUUUCGGCUGAGAAUUGACAAUGAAAUCAAAUCUACAGAGCUUGAGGUUUUCAAAACGAAAGACUUCAGUCGCAGAGAAACUUGCGAUAAUGCUGUUAUUUUUGAUGCCGAAUAA